Molecule: messenger RNA, 926 nt
Organism: Anthonomus grandis grandis
Lineage: Eukaryota; Metazoa; Arthropoda; Insecta; Coleoptera; Curculionidae
Product: cytochrome b5-like
Exons: 4
Coding region: 97-474 (125 amino acids)
Cellular component (GO): membrane; intracellular membrane-bounded organelle
Molecular function (GO): heme binding
Source: RefSeq, a predicted model, not a curated record
AUAUUAUCGUUAGUCGGUCCUGGGAUUAUCUUAGAAGUAAGUCGCUGUCGUCUCAGUUUACUUUAAUAAAAGUUUAAGUCGAAUUUUGAAAGUGAAAUGUCACAAGAAGAAGAGAAAGUUACCUAUUUCACCCUAGAAGAGGUGAAAAAACACGACGGGGCGACAGACGACAGGGUGUGGAUUAUUUAUAAGGAUAUCGUGUAUGAUGUUAGUUCAUAUUUAGAGGAGCAUCCUGGAGGUAGCGAGCUUAUCACGGAAUACGCCGGAAAAGACGCCACAAAAGCGUUCGACGACUUUGGCCACUCUUCAGACGCUAAAAAGAUGUUAAAAGCUUAUAAGAUCGGCGAAGUGGUCGAGGAGGAACGCAAAGGGAAAAUUAAGAAGAAGGAAAAACCGUCAGUAGUAAACGUUAAUCCUGCUAAACCGCAAACGAGGAGCUGCUUUUCCAUUAUCACGUGCGGACUCUGCGGUUAGGACCUGACUCAAGAACCAUCCAGAACAAGCAGUAUAAGCAAUACAAGACAACAUGUGAAUUAGCCAACAUAUUUUGCCUUAAAAAUGUGUGUUCUCUAGGUUUUUUUUAAUGUAAUUAAAUUAAAGAAACAUUGUAUUGUUCGUAAAAAUAAUAUGCGUCAACGUUCACGUAAUUGAUUAGAUAAUUACGUACGUCUUAUUGUGAUACAUGUGGCUAUAGACUCAUGAUAUAAUUUUAUGUAUCAUUAUUUAAAAAUAAUUAAUUAAUUGAUAAGGAAACUGUUGUAUCAUAGCAUUAUUGUGAUAAUCAUUUUCAUUAUUAUAAAUUAUUUACUUUAUCUAAUAAGCUUCCUGAUGCUGUAAAAUGACUAAAUUUUAUCGGCUGAUUAAUAUAAAAUUUUUGACACCUUUAUGAUAAAUGACCAAAAAAAAAAUUAAAAUUACAAAUUCUU